UUAGUGCAUAUCAGGGUCUUUGCUUGGCAAAGAGCAGAGCUCAGUGUGUUAAAGCAGAUCAGAAUCCUCUUAAUGUUCCAUCUGCCUAAAUACCUUACAUACCUGGAAGGUUUCUGCUAUUGCUGCAUCACAUCACAUCAGUUUAUGCUCCAGUGCAUUUGGCUUGCAGAGCUGAGACAGGGAGAAGCUGAGAACACCAUCUUAGGAGAAUGCAAAUAGGGGCACAAGCGUUUACAGCUAAGGAACAGAGAAUAAACGUUGUAUUGCUGGGUGUGUAAGAGAGAUACUGCUUGUUACAUUGCUGGGAUAAUGACAGGCUUCACUUGACAGCCCUGUCAUUGUGGUUGGCUCUCAGUUUUGUCCUUUUAGUUCACAGCUCUUGCUGCAAGUUUGGAUUAUUUCAGCCUUGUUUAUGGGAUUCACUGCAGCUGAAAGAUUGAUUUUAAUAAGAAAAGCUUUGCAACCAAAUGAAGCCUCCUGGGAAGCGUGUACCCUGUGGUAAUUCAUGUGGCUCUGUGUUAUGUUGCUCUUCUCCAUCAGCAGGCAGCUCUGAAGGUUCCUCUGCCCCAAAACUGGAACCCCCAGCUGCACUAUCUCUGCCUCUUUUGCUGCUUCCAUGCAGAGCUCUGUGCUUUUGGUUCAGCAGGAUCCACGCUGGUUUUGCCCCUAUACCUGUCAACACUCUUUGCAAGCUGUAGCUUUCCCUGCUACUUUUCAUAUAAAAGAUUAUCCUUGUUUUUACUAUUAGGAAGGGCUGUAGCCUUUUCCUUUGAUUGUAGCACGGUACAAUAGGUUUCACAUUUAGAGAAGGUGUAGGGAAGUUGCUGGUAAUACAAAAAUGGAGCAUUGACAGAUCAUGCAUCUAAAUCCUCGUGCUGUAAGUUGUGCCUUUGUGUCAACAGAGUGUUAAUACUGGCACUCCUUUUCAAUGCAUUACUUGUACUUAUAGCUGUGAAAGUCGAGUGGAAGUGACUGCUGCUCCUGCUUCCCAAGUUUAAUGGUUCUCAAAAUGGAUGGAGGAUGGAGGGCACCUCUUUGCAUCAGACCUGAUAUUUGCUCAGCUUUCUGGACUGGUGCUCAGGCCAGAUGUAUUGGGAGGUCUUUCAGUGCAGCCUGCAGGCACGGAAAACAAAAAUGCUCAAACAGAAGGGAUCAGGAACAGCAAAGUGCCUGGCAGAUGUGGCUUGCUCAUUACUGCUUCCCACAAGCCAAUUAAUCUGCCUUUGGGCAGGGCUUUUUUCCACCUGAGUCACCAGCAUUUCUGGGUGAAAUAGGGGUGACUGGAACAGAAGAGCCUUUCUCUCUGCUUGCCCAGCCUGCAGUGAGCACGGCAGGUGCAGAGCCUCUUGUAUACCUUCCCCACGUGUGCAUGAGCUGCUCACUUAAGCAGGCUGUGCUGCAGCGGGCAGUGAAGGGAUGCUUUUGGUUUUAAGAAUCAAUACCCAAAAUACCACUGCCUGACCAGAGUCCCUUAGCCUGACCUCCAUGGAGAAUCGCAUUAAAUGCUCAGCAUCUGAUGGGGCCGUGUUGGUGCAGCUGCAUGUUGGGAUCUGUUUGAUGCAACAAGACUCUGGGGACACAGGGCAGACUGGAGACUGCACAGAAUGAGUGAGGAAAGGGCAGGAGACUGCGUCCCUUUACUCCUUUUAUGAACCCCAGAGAAGCUGUUCCUCCUUCCUCCCACUGGGCUGUUUUCUUCAGCAGGCUGCAGUGGGUUUGGCUUGAACUUGGCUUCCUUCAGCCAGGAAAUAGCCAAUUCGUGACAGCAGCAACCACAGCACUCUGCAUCCAUCCCAGCAGGCGGGCGAGAAGAGCCUGUAACCUCUGCAUUGCCAAAGGUUGGGGUGCAGAGAGAGGUGCGAAAGCAACCUGAGGUUGCAGUGCUGAGUGGGAUGGAAGGAAGGACAGGGUGCUGUGUUUGCCACCUGCACAACAAGAGCAGCUUCCCCUCUCAGGGAUAGGGUAAAAUAGAUGGAACAGACCAAUGUCAGCAUGGAAAAAUGCAAGUGGGGCAAUUAAGUUUCUCUCCAUGAGUGUCAUGGGAAGGUUUAGCUUUUGUUUCUAAGCUCUCGUGUGAGAAUCCCAUGUAUAUUUAGCUCUGUUUUACAGAUAGAAUCGUAACAUCGCUCAUAAAUGUCCCUUUUUCCCCAAAUCCACUUGAUGACUAAUUUGAUUGUGUAGUUAUAUCUGUUAAACACUGCUAACCACAAACAACAGCAACCUUACAUCAUAAUAAGAGCAAGCAGAGAAGUUUGCUGUAUUUUAACAUCCAUUAGCAGUGCCUGCGCUGUCUCCUGAAUGUCUAGGCAUGUAAUUUUCCUGCAAGUCUUGCAUUAAAAGCCUCUUUCAGGUUCAUUUGAUCACCUGCUGUUGGGAUUGCUCAGGGGCAGGUGGAGAUGGAACCAUGUGCUUGGCCUAGAGCAAUGCCUGAGCCUCUCAGAGCCAUGAUGCCUCAUGGAGCUGGGUGGUUGUCUUCUGAGACUGGAGCUUAAAGUAAAACCACAUGAGGAGACAAAGAUCAAAAACCCACUGAAGGCAACGGAAUAAAUCGUCUCGAGCAGACAGCUGGACGAGUGUCAAACAAAGGAAGGAACAGCUGGAUCAAAGAGACGGAAACACGGAGAAGCCGAAGGAAUGGAGCAACUAGCAAAACUCCUUCUGUGGCAGCUUUUGCUUCAGCAAAGUUCUGUUGUUUAUUUAUAUUCAGUCCCAGCUGAUGCCUCAAACCCAGACAGUGUUGUAGUGUCAGUGUUAAACAUCAGUGCCACACGGGGGUCUCAGGCUGUCCUGCCCUGCAAGAGUUACCGCAUGGUGUGGACUCAGGACCGUCUGAAUGACCGCCAGCGCGUGGUGCACUGGGAUGUGUACAGCACCUACUAUGGAGAUAACAAGAUGGAGAGGCUGUGUGACAUGUACUCAGCAGGAGAUCAGCGUGUCUACAGCUCCUACAACCAAGGGAGGAUAUUAAUGCCCCAGAAUGCAUUUACAGAUGGCAACUUCUCGCUGGUGAUCAAAGAUGUUGCAGAGAGCGAUGCAGGUGUAUAUUCAUGUAAUCUUCACCAUCACUACUGCCACUUAUAUGAAACUGUGAAAAUUCAACUAGAUAUCACCAAGAAAGCCAAAGCAGCGAAGGAAUACUGGGAUGGGGAGAAGGCUGUGAUUGUUGCUUUGGAAGGCAGUACCGUGAUGCUCCCUUGUGUCAACCGGAACCACAUCUGGACCGAACGGCACAGUGAAGAGGAACAGCAAGUGGUCCAUUGGGACAGGCAGCCCCCAGGGGUUCCCCAUGACCGUGCUGACCGUCUCAUUGACCUGUACGCCUCCGGUGAGCGUCGCUCUUAUGGGCCUCUCUUCAUUCGUCAGAAGAUGAACAUCACUGACACAGCCUUUGCCCUGGGUGACUUUUCCCUGCGAAUUUCUGAGCUGGAAAAUGCAGAUGAAGGCACUUAUUCCUGCCACCUGCACCACCAUUACUGCGGCCUGCACGAGCGUAGGAUCUACCAGGUCUUUGUGACAGAGCCAGUGAGAGAGAAGAAGGUGGUGAAUCUCACAACCCACAACAAUGCCCCGGCUGUAGAUCCAAAUGUUGUCAGGGGCCACAAUGUGAUAAACGUCAUCAUCCCUGAGAGCCGCAUCCACUUCUUCCAGCAGCUGGGCUACGUCCUGGCAACGCUGCUGCUCUUCAUUGUCCUGCUCAUCAUCGUUGUCUUCAUCACCCGCAAGCGUCGGCAGAGAGGUUAUGAAUACAACGUGAAGAAAUAUGGAGAGAAGGAUGUAAAUCUUAAAGAAUUUACAGUCGACACAACAGAUCUGACUCAGUACAGAAAUGAAGACAUCAGGCUGGAUUACAAAAACAACAUCCUGAAGGAGAAGGCUGAGCAAGCCAGAAGUUUCCCAGCAAAGAACAUUGAUUUAGACAAAGACUUCAGGAAGGAAUACUGUAAAUGAAGACAUUCCCAAGCUGCUGGCUGGACCAGAAGCUUCAAUCAAAGAUAGAUGGAAAAGAGAUGCCUUUCAUGAUACCAUGUCCCUCCAGUUACCAUACGUUUUUCAUGUAGAGUUUCUUCCCAGUAAGCAUGAGGGUAUUUGCAAAUGCUUUCUGAAAGAGUUAGGCCAUCUGUCUUGCGUGCAUUUAUGAUGGGUUUGGGUUUACUUUUCUUCUAUUGUUCUCCCAGUCCUCCCUCCCAUUUUCUUUCUGAUAUUAUUGUUGUUUUUACGCAUCAAUGAUUUUUAUGAGCUGAAUCAGCAGACCUUUUGCUUUUAUGUUACUGCUUUAAAUAAACCAACCUGCAACACUAAUCUUAGCCAUCAUUAUAUCAGGCAUUUUCUUUUUCAUGCAAUGUACUCAUUAGAAGAAUAACAGCAAAGCCUGAUUGUGAUCUCUCAUAUGCUGGUGUACAUUGAGAGGAAGAGUACUGUCACUUAGCACUUUAUAUAUUCCAGGUACAAAGAGUUGCUUAUUCAGCCCUUCACAAAUAACAAUAUAAAUACCUCAUCAUACAAACAGGGAAAUGUCAGCAUCCUCUUUUUACAGGGGAAAGGGAGGCACAUAGGUCUAGUUGCCACCAACGCAGUGUUGGGAUCAGCUCCAAAGAGCUCUAGGAGUCUGCUUUUGUAUUUCUCACUCUAAGCUUGUUUGUUGAUUUGUUUUUGUUUCAGUGCAAACCAAACCAAAUUUGUCAGGAGCAAACACUUUCAGCUGCAGAUGGAGGUCAAGUGCUGUAAAACCAGUGUCAGUUAGAUCAGAUCCAGAAACAUUAUGGACAGAGCUAAGCUCCUGUGUAUCUGGAGUAUGGUUUUCCUGCAGUCCUUGAGUGGAUCCUCCCCACACAGUUCUUGUGAGCUCAUCACACACAAAAAAGGUAUGAUUACAGCACAGUUAGACUGACUGUUGAAUAACUUCCAUCAGCUAAUUAUGAGGAACAAGACUAACAACACAUCCCACCAAAUAGCCUGUCAGGCACUGUGGUGGAUCAUGGUCCCCAAAGGAAGAAGCUAGUGAGGGGUAUUUGUUCUGGGGUGUGUAUGUGUGAGGUAGUGGGGCUGUGGGCUGAAGUUCCACAUCUAAUUCUGCUGUAUCAGGUGGGGGUGUCCAAAAACUUGGAAGUUGUUAUUGUUAUAAUACAAGCAAGGUAAAGUGUCAGGAAAGCCAGAAAAUCUGAAAAGCUCUAUACGGUGUCUCUGAGUGCUUGAGAUAUGCUGUGGCACCAUUCCCAAACCAUGGCACACCUCUGGUCCUUUGUGCAUAGAUGAAAAUAAGGCUUCUUGGGCCCAGGUCCUUAUUUGCUUUCCCUUCUCCCAAAGUAUUCAGCCAUUCCUAGGUUGCCUUUGGCAGGAUCUGAUUGGAACCUAGGCUGCAUUCCUGCAGGUGUGUAAGGCUGCUCUGGUUAUUCCAUCAAUGUGGCACUGUCUCAAAUAAUUGCCAUUAAUCUCUUUCUCCCUCCCUUUCAUGUCUGUGAGUCAAAGGUUGGAGAUCUUUGCUUGCUGGUUCAGAUUGCUUAGCACAGCUCAUAUAGACAUCAGCUCAAAGCAGGGUUACUCAUAAACUCCAGAGGCAUUUAAAUAUUUUGUUUGACUUCUAGGCUGCAAAAUAGCUUAAGGGGAAAUAAAUGUAUUUGUUCACUGAAACAAGUGCUGGGAAGAGCUUGAUGAGUUCCUCAUCCUUGCUUGGAUCUCGAGUUUGAAUUUGGAUAAUGGUCAGACAAAGCAGUAAUAACCCUCAGCUGAUCAGAAUGGGAGAUUGAGUUGAGAUUGUGGGCCUUUUUCAUCAGGGGAUGCAUGCUCUGUGUGAUUGGGCUGAGGAUGUGAAACAGUGGUUUAGAAAAGCAGCCUGCCACAUCCAGCGUGUGAUUUACUAAGUUAAAAUUCUGGCUGAAAGAAAUCCAGGCAGGAUUGCUGGCCAUUGAUCUGUGUGUUUUCAAACUGUUGAAAGAAACCAGAAGACUGAGCUCUAAGCUGAAGAGAUUCUUAUUUAUACUUGUGUUUCUUAAUCCAGAGAGAGUUAUCAAGGGCUGUGUGCCCUCCAGUGCUGGUGAGAAGCCGUUCAGAUCUUGUUUCGUGGUGGGACUUGGUAGGUGACAUUGAUGGUUGGACUUGAUGACCCUGAAGGUUUUCUCCAACCUAAAUGAUUGUGAUCUUGCACGUGGUAAUUAGGAGUCUGGGCUUAUAGGUAACCACUAGCUGAGGGACGGGACUGUGUUCUGUUCCCACUCUGCCAGAGGCUCGAUGUGAUUCUAAACAAGCUGGUUUUCUCCCAUCUCUCACCUCAGCCUUUCCUUCUGAUAAAUGAUAAAUGAUUCUAUCUUAAGUUACUUGAGAUAUUAUGGUUUCCUUAUGACUUUAUCUGUCCCAAUAGGAAAACUGCAAUGGAGGUGGGUUUUAUUCCACUGAUGUUCAUGCUUGUCUUGGCUUUGUUACUCAGUCUUGCCUUCUGUAAGCUCACUCAUUAGCAACUAACUAUGUUUGUUAAUCACUCUAGGAAUGCUGUAACCUGUAAUAUAUGCUUUCCCUCAUUUUAUCAUUACGUGAUAAUUUGCAGGAGAGAGUGCGUGUGUGCAAAUUGUAGGCUUAGAUUAGUGAAGAUGACAUAGUCAUGAUCUUAAUUGGACAUAAAUAGGGAGGAAGGAAAGUAAGUACAGAUGAAAGAGUAAAGCACCUGCAUGGAGCCAGUGGCACGUAAGAGGGAGAAGAAAGUGAAAGAGCCCAUUGCAGAGUCUGGGAGGGGGGAAAAUCUUUCCAUAAGAUGAGGUCUUAAUUGAAGAGUAAAAGAGCUUAACUUGAAUGGAAGCUCAUGAAACAGUGCAUGUUUCAGGUGGGAAGGUUGGUUGUGAUUUCUGCCAGUCUGAUCAACCGGACUGAAAGCAUCAAGAAGCUGGAGCAUGCUUUUCCAGUUUAGUUAUCUUUGGAAUACGUGCAACUAGUGCAUUUUAAGGCUGUUUCACAGUGCAAGCCAAAGGGUGCUAAGUGGGAAUGCAGUUGUUUGUUGUCAGGCACAGUUCUGAUACAAAAUACUGCAGCAGAUGAACCCUUUGAGUUCAUUUGGCUGAUACAAGUGAAGUUCCAAGGCACUUUUGUAUGUCUGCAACUUGGCGAUGUAGAAGCAGGGGAGAGUUCAAGUGAGGAAACAGUCACACAAUGUGAUAUUUGUUAGCCGGAAGAUACAGAAGGCCACUGGCAUAACAGGCUGGAAAUAGAGCCCUUUCUUUUCUGCUCCAUGCAUGACAUGCUUCCUCUCAAGACUGAGGGGAAGGCCUGGUCCAUACAUCUCGUUUCGUUCUUCAUUGUCGCAGAUUAAUUUUCAUGAUUAUUGUUACUUUUACCAUUUGUCCUUGCUGUGUAACUCUCGUAGCAUUUAAGAAAUAAAGGAGAUCGUGAUAGAGUUUCAA
Messenger RNA from Coturnix japonica (Japanese quail), 7385 nucleotides. It is a transcript of the gene MXRA8, whose product is annotated as matrix remodeling associated 8. Gene Ontology annotation, biological process: cell adhesion; cell differentiation. Gene Ontology annotation, cellular component: cell surface; membrane. The record is from RefSeq and is a predicted model, not a curated record. NCBI's taxonomy places the organism in Eukaryota, Metazoa, Chordata, Aves, Galliformes, Phasianidae.